Messenger RNA from Dovyalis caffra, 1179 nucleotides. The record is from the annotation of a GenBank genome assembly. Lineage: Eukaryota; Viridiplantae; Streptophyta; Magnoliopsida; Malpighiales; Salicaceae.
AUGGAGUACGCAACAACAGCAGCAGCAGCAACAUAUCCUCAAAUGCAUCAAACUCAAAAUCAAAAUCCAAACCCUAAUCCACCACAGCAACAGCAACAACCAAUCUCUACUUCUUUAUACUCUUCUUAUUAUUAUCCUCCUGCCCCUCCUCUUCCCGCUGCUGAUCCCCAAAACCAGCCCAUUACUACUCAAUUCUACGCCACUGACCCCAUUACCACUCUUACACCUCCUGGGGUUGACUCCUACACUACAUACCCACAUCUUGCCUACUAUUUUGAUCCCAAUUCUCACACUUGGGCUGCUAAGGAAGCUGUUAGGCAAUAUGGCUCUGAUCCCGCUACCUUUCCUAUCCCUGUUAGGGAGAAAUCAAGAAAACCUAGGUUGGAAAAUUAUUCGCACCUUCUGAAGGUGAUGCUUGUUGAGGCAUUGGAAAGUCUGGCGGAUUGUCUCUUUGUGGAUCCAAGAUUAAGAGUUUGUUUUCGAAGUGAUUUUGUCAUGGAAUACUCCAUGCAUGUCAAGGUAGUGUAUUGUAAAGGACCAUUUAAUUCAAUUACUUUCAAUGCUAAAGUUGCAAAGGAACUACAUGUUGCUGAUGUUGUUACUCUUCCAAGCAUCCCAAUAACUCCAAAUGGCACAGAACAGUUGGCCAUUGCACAUCCAGACCCCACUUCAUGGGCCAAUCUUACGUUUCAGGCUCAAGGAAAUAGUAAUUGGAAGAAGCACCCAAAGAAAACACUGCAAAAGAAAACAAAAGUUUCUCAAUCUGCAUAUUGUGAAGUUUGUAAGGUGGACUGCAACAGCAAGGAUGUACUUGACCAGCAUAAAUUAGGAAAGAAGCACAAGAAAAACGUGGAGAAAUUACAAGCAGCUGCUGCUGGCUACAGUGUCUCAGCAGGAUCAAGUAAUCUAGUUACUGGGCGACAAGAAAACCCCAGUAAGAGUGAAAAUCGAAAUGUUCAAACGAGUAAGAAGAAGGCAUCUGAACUGUUGGAAGAUUUGGACACGAAGAGAAGAAAAAUUCUUGAAGGCGGUGCAGCAGCAGAGGCAGUCAGGGCAUGUUCAAUUUGUAAUGUGGUGUGCAACAGUGAGACAGUGUUCAAUUCUCAUCUUGCUGGACAAAAGCAUGCUGCUAUGCUGAAAAAGCUUGCAGCUGGAAUAAGAGUGGCCACUGCUACAUGA